Messenger RNA from Lingula anatina, 2429 nucleotides. Its product is annotated as E3 ubiquitin-protein ligase TRAIP. Gene Ontology annotation, molecular function: ubiquitin protein ligase activity; zinc ion binding. Gene Ontology annotation, cellular component: nucleus; site of DNA damage. The record is from RefSeq and is a predicted model, not a curated record. NCBI's taxonomy places the organism in Eukaryota, Metazoa, Brachiopoda, Lingulata, Lingulida, Lingulidae. Gene Ontology annotation, biological process: replication fork processing; protein ubiquitination.
CACAUAUAUGGCGCGGAUUUCGUAUCCUGUGUUUCGUAAGUCGAAUUAUUAGAUCUUAAUGAUUUAACAAAAAUCAUGACAUAGCAAUGAUUUCUGUCUUACGGCUUCCUCCACUAUCUUUUUAAAGGGCUGUGAAGAAAACAGCCAUGCAUUUUGUGUGCAGCAUCUGCGCUGAGCAGUUUGACCGCGAGGCUGACGUCUCGGCCGUGCCUUGCGGACACACCUUCCAUGAUCACUGCCUGAUGAGAUGGAUGGAGCAGUCCAACACUUGCCCACAGUGCCGGCUCAAUGUCAACAGGCGCAGCGUCAUCCAUAAACUCUUCUUUGACCUUGCUGAGGAUGAGGGAGACAACUGCGAUGUAGGAAAAGUUAAAAACGAGCUGGAUACAGUACGCCUGGUAGUGAAACAAAAAGAACGUGAGAAAAAUGAACUCUUUGAAGAGCUUAAAGCUUUACAAAAACAGCUUGCUGAGGUGGAAAAGAACAAGCGUAAGACUCAUGAUAUGUACAAACGAGAGCAGCAAACCAACCAGUCCCUGAGGAGUGAGUUGAGUUACUAUCAAGAUCAGCAGAAAGAGGCUCAGAAUUGUAAAGAAGAGACCAAGAGACUGCGGAAGAAACUUCAGGAUUUACAGAGUGUAGAGUUGGUUAUAAAAGGUCAGCAAGAAGAUGUCCAGGAGUUGGUCAACCACUGGGGCAGUGGAGAGGGGGCGGUCAAGCAGCUGUGUACUUACGUUACCCUCCUAAAACAAGAGCAGACCACUAUCAAACAGGAGAGGAAUCAGUUGCGCACUGACAUAGAUAAGCACAAAAAAGAAUUAGCGUCCAAAAAGAAACUUUUGCAGGACAGAACGGAGGAGUUAUUAUCUGCCAAAGAAAUGUUAAGGAUGUCGGAGGAGGAUUUGAAACACGCGGAGAAAGAGAGGAUGAGUCUCAGAAAGAAAAUUGAGAAAUUGGAAAAAGCAAUUGGCUCCCCAAAUAGCACUGCAGCAAGUUUUGCGCACAGACUCUUACACGAGAGCCCAGCGCCACAACUAUCCACACCUGUAGGGGGCGACACUGAGGCCAUUGACCUUGAUGUGACCCCUGACCUGUUUCAGUCGCCUGUACCCGUCAAACCCAGUCCAAAUACUGUUGCCAAACGAGAGUGCAAUGAGAAUAACUUACAAUAUGUUAAAAUUACUUCUGCUGCUACAAACUCCACAAAUAAUCCUGCUAAAAAACUGAAAUGUGACUUAGAGGACAUUAGCAACAUGCCAGAUUUUGGUCAGUACUCCAUCUUUAACAAGAACAAAGCUGGUAGUCAGUCCUCUGUGUUCAGAACUGGUUACAACGGACUCGGGGGUCAUAUGACCUUUGUCCAGCCCCUACCAAGACCACUCACUGCGAAAGUGAAGUCCUCCAAGGGACCCUCACUGAAAACAUUUAACAAAUCUAGUAAAAGGCCACCAUUGCCAACACUUAGUAGGUUUGUUUCACCUGAACCAAAAUGACUUUGGGAGAUUUUGGACUUACUAAGCACAGCAAUACUGUCACAGUUUUACACGUCGCGAAGAGGAAUGGAAUCAAAAUUCUUUUGGAUGAAUCGUACCAUUAGUACUUACACCUAUCAUAGAUUUAUGUUAUCAUUGGGCCGUUGGCAUUGUUUUUUUUCCCACUGAACAAGAUGUCACAAAUGUUUUUCAAAAAUCUUGAUUUAAAAUUGAGGAUAAAAUUUGUUACAAUUUCAACUGAUUUUGACUUUCGUUAUAUUUUACAAAGAAUAUUUUGCAUUUUUCCUCGGCUGCAGUGUGCUCACUUGGAGUGAUCUUUAGUUUUAUAGAUAAUCAAGGAAAAAAUGUUGAAAGAUAAUGUUUGAAGAUUUGGACUACUGGAGAUUAUGGGCUUUUCCUGUCUUCACUUUUCUGAAAAAAUCAAUUUCUCUUUUCCUAUUUUUACCAAAAUUGUUUAAAUCUCCAGAUACUGCAACCUGUAACAAGCCAUUGUCAGAAGAAAAUGUUAUAACAGAUGUUUUGAGGAAAUAUUGCUUACAUUUAAAUUAUUUCUACUUUUCAUUUUAUAAAAUUGGUUGUUCUUCAGUUUGGAGUAUUUGUAAUUAUAUUAAGCCAUUGAAGAAUUCUGCAUCUCUGAGUCUAAUUUCAAAUUGCUGACAAUGGCAAUAGUUGCAGACAGGUUUUUUCUGCGGAAAAGCAGAAUACCGCUUUUUUUAAAUUCAAUUCUGAUUGUUCCUGAGAUUUGUCAAGGUUAGGUGUGGGAUCCCAUGUUUAGAGGUUUUUUUAAACCUAGGUUCAUGUCUGAAGAUGUCAAUUCAUGUGUAUAAUUAAUAUCUCCUUGUUUUUUUGUGCAUUACUAGAUUAUUAUCAGUGGUUAUUAAACAACUUCUGUAGCAGACUUGCUAAAACAUAAUGUCUUUAAAAUUAUUAUAUAAA